This is a messenger RNA of Pyrgilauda ruficollis (rufous-necked snowfinch), 1432 nucleotides long. RefSeq names its product N-acylethanolamine acid amidase (gene NAAA). Gene Ontology annotation, molecular function: fatty acid amide hydrolase activity. The record is from RefSeq and is a predicted model, not a curated record. Gene Ontology annotation, biological process: fatty acid metabolic process. The transcript is spliced from 11 exons. Bases 69 to 1106 code for a protein of 345 amino acids. Lineage: Eukaryota; Metazoa; Chordata; Aves; Passeriformes; Passeridae. Gene Ontology annotation, cellular component: lysosome.
GCGGCGCGGGGAGGGGCGGGCUGGCCCCGGGGCGCCGCCGCCGCCGCUCCACCGCUCCAUCGUGCGCCAUGGGCUGCGGGCCGUGGGUGCUGCUGGCGCUGCUGUGCGGGGCGGCGGGGGCGGCGGCCCCCCUGCGCUGCAACGUGAGCCUGGACAGCCCGGCCGAGCAGCGCUGGCUGCCCGUGCUGCGGCACUUCGAGCCCGCCUUCCUGCGCGCCGCCGUCCAGCGGAUCAUCGACGAGAGCGUACCCAAAUGGGUUCACCAGGUGAUCCAGCCCAUAGCAGCCGAGCUGGAGCUUUUCAUGCCGCAGCCCUUCGCGGGAGAGAUUGUGGGGAUGUGCAGAGCACUGGGAAUCAAUAUCGGAGACGGAAUCCUGCUGAACUUCGCCUACGAAUCCACUGCGUUCUGUACCAGCAUUGUGGCUCAGGAUGACAAAGGCAACAUUUACCACGGUCGGAACCUGGAUUACGAUUUUGUCGAUAUAUUGAGCAAGAUCACACUGGAUGUGCAGUUCAUCAAGGGUGGGCAGGUUGCGUACCAGGGCACGACAUUUCUUGGUUACGUAGGCUUGUGGACUGGGCAGAGUCCACACAAGUUCACCAUCUCCGGGGAUGAACGAGAUGGUGGUAGAUGGUGGGAAAAUGCCAUAGCUGCUUUCCUCAAUAGGAAUUACCCAGUCAGCUGGCUUGUGCGAGAUACCCUGAGUGAAGCAGAGGACUUCCAGUCUGCUGUUCUCAGACUGGCUGACAUUCCCAUCAUUGCUGAGGUUUACUAUAUUGUGGGAGGCAUCUCACCCAAAGAAGGCAUGGUCAUAACGAGGAAUAGAAGAGGGCCAGCAGAUCUCUGGCCUCUUGAUCCCUUAAGUGGAGCGUGGUUCCGUGUGGAGACAAACUAUGAUCACUGGACUACCCCUCCUCCUUUGGAUGAUCGCAGAACUGCAGCCAUCAAAGCUCUCAAUGCUACUGGACAGCACAACAUCAACUUUGAUACACUCUUUAAGGUGUUGUCAGUGAAGCCAGUCUUAAACAAUAACACAGUGUACACCACAGUCAUGAGUGCUGCGCUUCCGCAUCGGUACCAGACGUGGAUGAGAACUGGGGAGUGACAAGGUGGCAGAGGUUUCACCACACUGAGUGAGAAGCUGAAGCUGUGCAAGACUAACAUAUGCUUUUAAAAUCACUCCUGAGAGCAAUACAGUGGCUUUGAUUCAUGAAGGAUAUGAACCAUUCAGGAAACAGUGGUUUGUUAACUCUUCUGGGUGUUGCAGGUGGUCCUGUUAAUGACCUGCAAUGAAAGUUUGAAGUUCCUUGUAAUUUAAUUGAUGCUCUAGUAGAUGUUGAUGGAUAAAAGUGGCUUGUAUUAUUUUUGGUAUGAGUUGUGCAACUGCUAUCUAUGUACUUCUGUACUGACUAAUAAAUGUUUUGUAAAUUA